Exophiala oligosperma is the source of this 6193-nucleotide messenger RNA. RefSeq lists its product as uncharacterized. NCBI's taxonomy places the organism in Eukaryota, Fungi, Ascomycota, Eurotiomycetes, Chaetothyriales, Herpotrichiellaceae. Gene Ontology annotation, molecular function: TBP-class protein binding; ATP hydrolysis activity; DNA binding. The record is from RefSeq and is a predicted model, not a curated record. Bases 318 to 6023 code for a protein of 1901 amino acids. The transcript is spliced from 3 exons.
GUUUUCUGAACCACUUGCUCCGACCCCGAACUGCCUGCAGCCCUUGAACGCCUUUCGCGAGGCUCUGGCACGAUUCCUCACCACGAUACCAUAUAAUUUCACCCGUGCACGUCGCCUUUUGUGCCCGCAACACACGCGUAUUGAUACUGGAUUAUUCCAUCCUCCCCUCAUCCCAAUUUUCAUUCGCCAUCUGUGCGCUAUCACGACAUCAUCAUCGCGAACGAGUGUAACUUGAUCAGCGAAUAAUACUUGCAUUAUAUGGCGCCGGCAUUGUUAGUUGAUUUGGUUGCGGCUGAAUUGAUUUCGCGCUGCCCAGCAUGGCCGCUUCAAGGCUCGAUAGGCUAGUCACAUUGCUGGACAAGGGCAGCACACAACUAAUACGAAACACUGCUGCUCAACAAUUGGCUGAUGUUCAGAAACAAAACCCAGACAAUCUCUUUGCUCUGCUUGGGAGAGUGCUCCCGUACCUGCAGUCCAAGUCAUGGGAUACCCGCACAGCCGCCGCCAAAGCUCUUGGUGGCAUUGUGGAAAAUGCCGAAAAGUUCGAUCCCAACUCCGACGAUGCAGAUACCAAGUCAGAGGAGAUUAAGCCCGAGGACCCGAGCGUUAAGCUUGAGGACACGGGCACUGGAGCCGAUGACCUGCUUCAACUGGCAACCCUCGAUAUCAAGAUGAUUCUCAAACACGGCAAGAAGCUGCUUGGGAGUGCUGGAAAAGAAUACGAGUAUUCCAUGGCCAACAUGACUCCCGCUCAACGACUGGCACAUCAGAAACAGAAUCUCACUGCCCGUCUAGGUCUCGGCGGUGAGUACAUUGAGGAAGAUCUGGUGAAUGAACAUGACUUUGCGGCCGGUUCCCAAGCCAAGGGAGCGCAGACACCCGGUUUGCCCCGCGUUGACACGAAGUCUGGUGCUGCUACACGACAAGAUAGCUUGAACUCAGCAUCUCCUUUCACGGCACUCUCGCCUUCAGAAAAUAAUGGACAUGCUCUGUCUGAAGAGGCUGGAUUGAGCAAACGACAACUCAAUCAACUCAAACGCAAGAACAAAUAUGCUGCCAAAGCUGGUGCCAGUAAGAUGCGUGUGGUCGACCUCUCGGUACGUCGCACGUCAGAGCCCAGUCAAACUCCAGUUUCUGCGACACCGCACGCAGUCAAGUUGAACGGGCACGACGAAUCCAAUGGAGAUUCGACCCCAGACUAUUUCUCCAUCAAGCGAGAAGGGCCGGAUGAUGACACAGCACUCGUUUCCGAAUUUAAAGGCGAAGAUGUCUCGGAGAAGCCAUUGAUACAGCCAGAUGAGGAACAUGCGCGUGACUGGCCAUUCGAUGUCAUGUGUGAUUUUCUCUCCAUCGACCUCUUUGAUCCCAACUGGGAAAUUCGGCAUGGUGCUGCAAUGGGGCUUAGGGAAGUGCUACGUGUACAUGGCAAGGGUGCUGGGCGACGCUACGGCAAGACGAGAGCCGAAAAUGAUAUUGCCAACAAACGCUGGCUGGAUGAUCUUGCCUGUCGUCUCCUAUGCGUCCUAAUGUUGGACCGCUUUGGUGACUAUGUUUCCGACACCGUCGUCGCCCCAAUUCGCGAGUCGAUAGGCCAGACACUGGGUGCUCUACUUACUCAGCUGCCUGAUGAGACUGCUAUUGCUGUUUACAUGUUUUUACAGCAGAUGAUUAAUCAGACUGAUACCGGACUGAAGCAACCCAUCUGGGAGGUCUGCCACGGAGGCAUGAUCGGCCUUCGUUACUUCGUUGCAGUCCGGAAAGAUCUUCUCCUUCAGCAGCCUGACCUCAUUGAUGGAGUAGUUUCCGCCGUGGUUCGGGGUCUUGCUCACCCUGACGACGAUGUGAAGUCAGUUAGUGCCGCAACACUGGUUCCUAUCGCUGGUGAACUUACGACAAUGCGACCACAAUCUUUGGGACAGCUCAUCAGCGUGGUGUGGGAUUGUUUACUCGACAUGCAAGACGACCUCAGCGCCAGCACAGGUGCUGUGAUGGACCUUUUAGCCACGCUUUGUUCAUAUGAACAAGUGGUGGACGCGAUGCGUUCGAAUGCAGAAGAAGACCCGGAGCAGUCAUUUGAAUCACUUGUGCCACGUCUCUACUUUUUCCUUAGGCACACUAUAACAAGCGUGAGGAUGGCGGUGCUGAAGGCGUUGGCGACAUUCCUGAAUCUUUCACACUCUGGCAAUAUGGGCUGGGUCGGUGGCCGAGUCACUAGACUUAUCUUUCAGAACAUGCUGCUGGAGAGAAACGAAGGUGUACUCUGGAAGUCUUUCGAAGUAUGGCGAGCACUUGUUGCUUUCAUGGACGGUCAAGGACUGCAGAAUUUUGUCUCGAGUCUAGAGCCCCACAUUAUGGCAAUGAUCAGGGCUGCGAUCCAGCCUAUCGGUCAACCACGAAGUCCGAUUCCAAUGGAUACUUCACUUCUGAUCAGGCCCUCAGGUGCAACGAUGGCUGCAAUUUCAUCAAAGCACCGAAGAACUUCGGAAUCAGACCAACAACCAAAGAAGCGCAGAAAGUUAGAAAAGUCGGAGCCGGCCUCGGCCCAACAGCAGUCUCACAACACGGAUGGUCACAUGUUGCAUGGCGAUGUUGAGCUGGUGGGCAUGGAAGUCAUGCUACGAACAAGAAUAGCCUGCUCCGAAGCGCUCGGCCUCCUCCUGAGCAAACAGGAUCAAUCUAUGAUCACCACCUAUUGGGCAAGUCUUGUGCCAGUUACCAGCUCCGAGAAUUCCAGCUCGAGGCUCUUUUCUGCAAUGGUCCUAGAAGAGCUUGCCAAGAAUGAACCCUCCAAGCCUCCCAAUACUCCUGCGAUCCUAGCCGAGUUACAAAAGGCACUGGACGACGACGGCAGCAACUGGUACUCCGACAUUGUGUCGUCCUUACAGGCUGCAAGAGGUCAAUGUCAGGCUCUCGUGAGCGCAUUCCAGAACAAUGCCCAUGUACCUCGGGAUCGUCUGCCAGCAAUAGCUGUAGUCUGCCAGGGGACCACUGGUGCGGGCCCUAAAGCAUUUUCGCUUGAGGAUGCCGAAAGGAUUGUCACGACAGAUUUCGACCGUUUACUCAAGGGCCUAACUCCUGCACAAAGAGUCUCAGGCGUACAGUAUUUGAACGAUGCCCGCGCGAACGCCAAGAUAGCCGUGGACGAAGCACGAAAAGCCAAGGACAGUCGGCAGAUGGCUGUCAGAGCCACCAUAGCCUCAGUUUUUAUUCGAUUGGGUGAGAUUCCCAAGAAGCCUGGCCAACUGAUCAAGUGUAUGAUGGACAGCAUCAAGGGUGAGGAAUAUGAGGAGUUGCAGGCACGGUCUGCCUCCGCUGUUGCAGGUCUCAUCGAUUUCUACACUGCGAGUCCUAAACGAGGUCCAGUUGACAAGCUGGUCUCCAAUCUUGUCAAGUUUACAUGUGUUGACACAUCCGAAACGCCCGAAUUCCCUCCAAACCGCAGUUUCGAAGAUGUCGUGCUCUCCUUGCGGAAAGAAGAAGAUCGCAAGGAUCACCCGGACGCCGCUCGGUUUGAACAAGAAGCCAAAGAAGCUAGGAUCAUGCGCCGUGGAGCGAAGCGAGCUCUGGAUGAGUUGGCACAAUCAUAUGGAGCCGCGCUACUCGAGAAAUUGCCCGUACUACAAUCUCUCAUCGAAGGUCCCGUACGUCAGCUUGUGGAUUCUGCAGACCCAGCCACUCUGUCGGUUGAUGAUGAACAAGGACAGUCGUUAGUUGACGCUUUAUCUGCCCUCCGCACUCUGCUGCCAACGCUGGAUCAUGGGUUAUAUCCUUGGGCUCUGUCAUUGAGUCCUCUGAUUGGCAAAGCCAUGCGCAGCAGACUCUCCGUGAUCAGAUACAGUGCUGCCAAGUGUUUCGCGACCUUAAGCAGUGUUAUCCCUGUCGAAGGCAUGACUACCCUGGUUCAGGAAAUCCUGCCGAACAUCAGCAACCCACUUGACCUUCGCGACAGGCAAGGCAUUACAGAAUGCGUCUACCAUCUCAUCAGUGUCAUGGGAGACAGGAUCCUGCCAUAUGUUAUCUUCUUGAUUGUUCCGGUAUUGGGCAGAAUGAGCGAUGCUAAUAACGAAAUUCGUCUCCUUGCCACGACAUCCUUUGCCACCUUGGUGAAGCUGGUUCCGCUGGAGGCUGGCAUUCCAGAUCCUCCGGGAAUGCCCGAAGCACUGCUUCAAGGAAGAGAGAGAGAGCGCAAGUUCAUGUCACAGAUGCUCGACCCCAAAAAGGUGGAACCUUUCCAGAUUCCGGUCGCUAUCAAAGCUGAAUUGCGUUCGUAUCAGCAAGACGGUGUCAAUUGGUUGGCCUUCCUCAACAAGUACAAUCUUCACGGCGUGCUUUGUGACGAUAUGGGUCUGGGUAAAACCCUACAGACACUCUGUAUCGUUGCGAGUGAUCACCACAUCCGAGCUGAAGAGUAUGCCAAAACACAAGCCCCAGAUAUGAGACGACUUCCUUCACUUAUUGUGUGCCCACCUACACUCUCUGGUCAUUGGCAGCAGGAAAUAAAACAAUAUGCGCCAUUCUUGAAAUGCGUCGCCUAUGUGGGCUCACCCGCCGAGAGGAAUAGCCGUCGCAACCUUCUCGAGGCUGCAGAUGUUGUAAUCACCUCUUAUGAUGUUUGUCGAAAUGACAACGACGUGCUAACGGCAAUCACAUGGAACUAUUGUGUUCUUGAUGAGGGUCAUCUCAUCAAGAACCCGAAAGCCAAGAUCACUCAGGCGGUGAAGAAGAUCAUCAGCAAUCAUCGACUCAUACUCUCGGGGACGCCAAUUCAGAACAACGUUUUGGAGCUUUGGUCACUCUUCGAUUUCCUUAUGCCCGGGUUCCUAGGCACAGAAAAAGUCUUCCAAGAUCGGUUUGCUAAACCCAUUGCUGCCAGUCGCAAUGCAAAAUCAUCAUCAAAGGAGCAGGAAGCUGGCGCGCUGGCUAUUGAAGCACUCCACAAACAAGUCCUUCCUUUCCUCCUGCGACGGCUCAAAGAAGAAGUUCUCAACGACCUGCCACCCAAGAUUCUACAGAAUUACUACUGCGACCUGAGUGAUCUGCAGAAACGACUGUUUGAAGACUUUUUCAAGAAGGAACGCAAGACGGUGGAAAACAGCGUGGGUUCAUCUGAUAAGGAGGCCAAACAGCACAUCUUCCAGGCACUCCAAUACAUGCGCAAGUUGUGCAAUUCACCGGCGCUCGUGGUCAAAGAAGGUAACAAACAGUACGAUACAAUUCAGAAACAGCUCGCUACCUCCAAAUCAAGCUUACGCGAUGUCGCCCAUGCGCCAAAGCUAAGCGCGUUGCGAGACUUGUUGGUCGAUUGUGGGAUUGGUGUUACAGGUGACUCCAACGAUAUGUCUGCUUCGAAUUAUGUGUCUCCCCAUCGAGCACUGAUUUUCUGCCAAAUGAAGGAAAUGCUCGACAUGGUGCAAAAUGAGGUGCUCGGCAAACUGCUCCCGAGCGUCCAGUUUCUGCGACUUGAUGGGAGUGUCGAAGCGACUAAGCGCCAGAACAUUGUCAACCAAUUCAACAACGACCCCAGCUACGAUUGCUUGCUCUUGACCACCAGCGUAGGUGGCCUCGGACUCAAUCUUACCGGCGCAGACACAGUCAUCUUUGUUGAACAUGAUUGGAACCCGCAGAAAGAUAUCCAAGCCAUGGAUCGUGCUCACCGUAUCGGGCAGAAGAAGGUUGUCAAUGUGUACCGUUUGAUCACCCGUGGCACACUUGAAGAGAAGAUCCUCAAUCUGCAACGAUUCAAGAUUGACGUGGCGUCUACAGUCGUCAAUCAGCAAAAUGCAGGUUUGGGUAGCAUGGAGACCGAUCAGAUUCUGGAUCUGUUCAACCUUGGAGAGACGUCAGAGAAUGGUCCCGAGGGGCCGGCGGGUGGAAAAGACGAAGACAUGGUGGAUAUGGCCACCGGAGAAGUCAAAAAGAAAGGUGAAAAGGGAUGGCUGGACGAUGUUGGCGAACUUUGGGAUGAACGACAAUACGAAGAGGAGUUCAAUCUCGACUCUUUUGUUCAAAACUUGCAGAAAUAGAGACCCGACAUUUUUUCGAGCUAUUGUGUUGUUAGUGCAAGGUCGGACACUCGGCGUAUUCGCAGUGGGAAGGAUUGCUUACAGAUGCGCCUUCUUCCUGGGACGCUUGGAAACAUUAGAAUAGUUCAUGGAGCCUGAAUAUCAGAGCAAAUGUGAGAACCUUUUUUCAG